Chanos chanos (milkfish) is the source of this 1790-nucleotide messenger RNA. RefSeq names its product ATPase Na+/K+ transporting subunit beta 3a (gene atp1b3a). The record is from RefSeq and is a predicted model, not a curated record. Bases 91 to 930 code for a protein of 279 amino acids. Gene Ontology annotation, biological process: intracellular potassium ion homeostasis; sodium ion export across plasma membrane; intracellular sodium ion homeostasis. The transcript has 7 exons. NCBI's taxonomy places the organism in Eukaryota, Metazoa, Chordata, Actinopteri, Gonorynchiformes, Chanidae. Gene Ontology annotation, cellular component: sodium:potassium-exchanging ATPase complex. Gene Ontology annotation, molecular function: ATPase activator activity.
UCCUGCAACUCAUAUCACACUUCACCCAGCAACACCUUAAUUUCACUAUCUCCACGUUUCUCUGCCACAACAUCCCACGAAAACUUCACGAUGUUUAUUGAAAAGGAGCAUAAACCAGAAGAAGAGAAAGAACCACAGACCAGCUGGAAAGAUUUUCUCUACAAUCCAAGAACAGGAGAGUUCGUGGGUCGCACCGCCAGCAGUUGGGGUCUUAUUUUGCUCUUCUAUGUGGUCUUCUAUGCGUUCUUGGCUGCGAUGUUCUCUUUUACCAUGUGGGUUAUGCUCCAGACGUUGGAUGAAAAUACCCCAAGAUACCGUGACCGUGUCCCUACUCCUGGGUUGGUGAUCACGCCAAAGUCUUUGGACAUAGUCUACAGCAUGUCAGAUCCACUAAAGUAUGCUCCAUAUAUCCAGCACCUGGAGUCCUUCCUGCAACAAUACAAUGACACAGAGCAGGACAAGAACGAGCUGUGCGUGGCAGGCAAAUACUUUGAGCAGGACGCUGAAUCCCCGAAGAAAGCCUGCCAGUUUAAGAGGAGCUCUCUCGGUUUCUGCUCUGGCUUGGCUGACAACAUGUUUGGAUAUGCAGAGGGAAAACCCUGCGUGCUUCUCAAGAUGAACAGGAUUAUUGGUCUGAAACCACGUGGGGAUCCAUACAUUAACUGCACAGCCAAGACAGAGAGCCCCUUGCAGAUGAUGUACUUCCCCAGUGAGGGGCAUAUCGACAAAAUGUACUUCCCAUACUAUGGAAAAAAAGCACAUGUGGGGUAUGUUCAACCUCUGGUUGCUGUGAAGCUGUUGUUGAGGAAGGAGGACUAUAACAAGGAGGUAUUGAUGGAGUGCAGGGUAGAAGGUACUGACUUGCGUAACAAUGAUGACCGUGACAAGUUCCUCGGUCGUGUCACCUUCAGGGUGAUGGUCACGGAGUAGUGGUGGAGUUGGCAUUCGGCAGACAUUAUGAAAGAGGUGGAGCCAAAAUGUAAUUUUUGAUUCUUCUCGUAUCUUUUAUCAUACAGCCACUGAAUAAACCCAACAACGAGUCAAAUAAAAAAAUCUCCUGUUACAUGGCAUAAGCAGCCCCAUAAACCCUGGGCAAGCUUACGGUGACUCAGAGUCAAAUACAAUCACAGAUCCCUCUCACACCUUUAUGCUGCAGUUUUCUUUUGAAGAAGAAGAGCUUGAAUACAAUGACAUUUGUGCCAUAUACAGGGCAUGUAAAGACUUUUGUGAUAUGUUGAGAGUUUCUGUAGUUUGUUUCUCUAUCUCUCUUUUUUCUCUCUCUCUCACUGCUGUUUUUUUUUGUGUUUUUGUCUUCUUCUGUUUUGUGCUGUCCUUUUCUGCAAUAUUUUAUGAAACCACGCACUGAUUUUUCUGUUGUAAAUCCCAACAAACUUAGUUCUCCUUUGACAAAACAACACAGAACUGUGAAUUAAUACAGUGAAGCUAAGAAAAUGGCAAAGAGGCAGAAUAAUAACUUCAGUGGUCUUUGUGAGAAGAUGAUAACGAUUUUAAACAGUGUUUCACUUGACUUUUUCAGUAACUUGUGCAUUUUUACUAAAUGCCCCAGGUUCAUUUUUUUGUUUUCUCAAGAAAGAUGCAGGUUUAUAUUUCUGACCACCGUAAAAGUACUAACAGCAUUUUGAAGAAGCUUUUCACACAGGGGAAAUUGAAUUUGAACAAAUAUGUGUAUGAAACAAAUUAUUUUUUUCAUGACCUCUGUAGGAAUCUUGAUUUGUGCAGAUACUUUACGACCUGUCUAAUAUUUUCUAAUAAAGGUCAUUUUGACAAGG